Molecule: messenger RNA, 453 nt
Organism: Penicillium lagena
Lineage: Eukaryota; Fungi; Ascomycota; Eurotiomycetes; Eurotiales; Aspergillaceae
Product: 4-carboxymuconolactone decarboxylase
Exons: 1
Coding region: 1-453 (150 amino acids)
Molecular function (GO): peroxiredoxin activity
Source: RefSeq, a predicted model, not a curated record
AUGUCAACAGAUCCGAAGUUCGACGAUCUUCACAACCAACUCUUUGAGGAAGGCCUCAAGGUUCGCCGCGCUGUGGUCGGGGAUACAUACGUCAACAGAGCUCUCGAGAACGGAUCAACUGAAUUUUCGCGACCCGGCCAGGAGCUCGUCACCGAAUGGUGCUGGGGAUAUGCUUGGACCAGGCCUGGCCUUCCCCGGAGGGAUCGCAGUCUGCUCAAUAUUGGCAUGUUGAUGGCUCUCAAUCGCGCCCCUGAACUUGCUGUCCAUAUUCGCGGUGCUCGAAACAACGGACUGAGUGAACUUGAGAUUAGGGAGGCCAUCCUACACGCAACAACUUACUGCGGCGUUCCGGCUGGGGUUGAUGCUAUGAAGAUUGCCGAGAAGACACUCAACGAGAUGGCUGAAAAUGGAGAGAAGCCACGUGAAUUGGGGGCAAAGUCCAACAAGGCAUGA